AUGGGAAGGAGGACAUCUCGAAAGGUUCCCCCCGUUGCAUCUGAACAACUAUCACCAUCCUAUCGAAAUCCAAUAUCGGAUUCAACAAUACGUUCAAUGAAUACAAGAAAAUCUCAUCAUCAAAAAACAGGUAUAUCAACAUUAGCAAUAAUUAAAGAAAAUUCUGCUAAACAAUCACAACAAAAUCAUCGUCAAGACAUGUUUCAUAAAAUAAACAAUUCUAGACGUUUAUCAAAUACUAAACGAGUCGUUUAA
Didymodactylos carnosus is the source of this 255-nucleotide messenger RNA. The record is from the annotation of a GenBank genome assembly. NCBI's taxonomy places the organism in Eukaryota, Metazoa, Rotifera, Eurotatoria, Philodinida, Philodinidae.